This is a messenger RNA of Fusarium oxysporum Fo47, 1255 nucleotides long. RefSeq lists its product as uncharacterized. The transcript has 2 exons. Lineage: Eukaryota; Fungi; Ascomycota; Sordariomycetes; Hypocreales; Nectriaceae. Bases 90 to 827 code for a protein of 245 amino acids. The record is from RefSeq and is a predicted model, not a curated record.
CCUAGAGUCAGGCCUUAAGUUGAUUCACAGCACUCGUUCAAGAGCCAAAACCAACUUUGCAUCACACGUCUCAGCCUAUUUCCUGCAAAAUGAAGUUCUUCGUUCUUGUACCCUUCUUUUCCAUGCCACUGGUUCUGGCUGCUCCUGGCGGUUACUACCCGCCGCCGGGCCAAACUGUCACGGUCACCAAGCCGGUCACGGUCACCAAACCAGCAGACACGGUCACGGUCACCAAACCUGGGGCCACGAUCACCAAGCCGGUCACGGUCACCAAACCAGCAGAUACGGUCACGGUCACCAAACCUGGGGCCACGAUCACCAAGCCGGUCACGGUCACCAAGCCAGUAUACACGGUCACGAUCACCAAGCCCGCAUACACGGUCACGAUCACCAAGCCAGCAUACACGGUCACGUUCACCAAGCCAGCAUACACGAUCACGGUCACCAAGCCGGUCACGGUCACCAAGCCAGCAGAUACGGUCACGGUCACCAAACCUGGGGCCACGAUCACCAAGCCGGUCACGGUCACCAAGCCAGCAUACACGGUCACGGUCACCAAACCUUGUAAGCCAACCAAUACACACCACGGUGAUGGCCACGGUGAUGAUGGCCACGGUGAUGAUGGCCACGGUGAUGAUGGCCACGGUGAUGAUGGCCACGGUGAUGAUGGCCACGGUGAUGAUGGCCACGGUGAUGAUGGCCACGGUGAUGAUGGCCACGGUGAUGAUGGCCACGGUGAUGAUGGCCACGGUGAUGGUGGCUCCAAAGAUGGUGGCUCCAACGAUGGUGGCUCCAACGAUGGUGGCCACGGCGAUUCUGGCUCGUAAAAGUGCCAAGUUGGACAACAAGAACCAGCGCAACAAGUAAGGAGGGGUAUUCACAAUUGGAUGAGGUAACUGUCACGAGUUGGCAGGACCGAGGACUUCGAGUGUUAGCCCUAGUGGUACUUAAGUGACUCGGUUUUGAAUGCUUUUGGAUUGCCGGAUUACAAGGCAGCUUGCUUUUUCACUUCUCUAAAGCUCGCCUACUCUAUGGCUUAGUAUGCUCUUUUUGUUAUAGUUUAAGUCAAGCCACUUUAUUAUUGGCUUAGGUGAGGGCUUAGGCUAAUGAGUUGGGUGUCUGAUUGCUUGAUAGUGAUCUUUUAAAUUAUGCUUUUUGGCUGCAGUUAUUAAAUUAUAGUUAGUUGCAGCUUAUUACCAGGUGUCCAGCCGCCUCUGGAUUAAAAUUAAGCCGUAUUCUGUUAAUAUCUAUGAGC